GGGAGACGAAGAGAAGAAGAAGAUGUCUUCCAGCCGUAAGCAGCAUCUGAAGAGUUUGAUGCUCCAGAUUGCCAAGGCUGAAAUUGAGAAAGAGGAGGCUGAAAGAGCAGCAGAGAAAGUGAGCUACUUGAACGAGAAAUGCCCUCCACUGUCCAUGGGCAGUGGCUUGAAAGAACUGCAGGAUCUAUGCAGAGAGCUCCAUGGAAAGAUUGAUGUUAUUGAUGAGGAGAGAUAUGACAUGGAAGCCAAAGCUAAAAAGAGCACCAAGGAGAUUGAGGACCUGAAACAGAAAGUGUUUGACCUGAAAGGCAAGUUCAAGAAGCCAGUUCUGCGCAAAGUGCGUAUGUCUGCUGACGCUAUGCUGCAGGCUCUGCUGGGCUCCAAGCACAAGGUUUCCAUGGACUUGAGAGCCAACCUGAAACAAGUAAAGAAAGAGGAGAAAGAGAAAGAUAUAUGUGAGGUCGGUGACUGGCGCAAGAACGUUGAAGAUAAGGCUGGCAUGGAAGGCAGGAAGAAGAUGUUUGAGUCUGAGGCUUAAACUGUGCAUCAGCAGCCAUUUUUUGUUUCAAAUACAUUUUAUAUAGGCCGAUAUUGCAUCACCCAUCUUUCAUCCCCCAUAAUUCCUCUCUUCUAAUCUGUUGUUUGCAUAUGGUCGGCAAUCUCUUCAGGCAGACUUUGUGUACUUUAAAAACCAGAGGCUGGCUUUUAAAAUUAUACGUUUGGCUGCUUGUUACCAUGGCUUUGCUCUGUCUGUGCUGUUGCUGUAGUGCUACCACAACAUCCAGCUUUGGAAACAGUUAAAUAUAUUUUGUUUAGAAAUAUAUUUCAUUGCAAAGUUACUUGUGUAAAUAAAUGGUUUAAUGAAAGCUUUCAUUUUCAA
Polyodon spathula (Mississippi paddlefish) is the source of this 880-nucleotide messenger RNA. Its product is annotated as troponin I, fast skeletal muscle-like. Gene Ontology annotation, cellular component: troponin complex. Bases 23 to 538 code for a protein of 171 amino acids. The transcript has 7 exons. The record is from RefSeq and is a predicted model, not a curated record. Gene Ontology annotation, biological process: muscle contraction. NCBI's taxonomy places the organism in Eukaryota, Metazoa, Chordata, Actinopteri, Acipenseriformes, Polyodontidae.